ACUGUGGAGUAGUGAUGUGGGAAAGCACGGAUAUUACAGGAAAAACACUUUCAUUUUCGAUUUUUAUGCUGAGUAACUGCAAGUAAUCAAUCCGCCGUCUCUUUGGCGUCGAAUUACUCAGUAAAAACCGCGUUUUUUUGUACUUGAUUAUUAUUUAGAUCGAAGCCAAAACUCUUGAACAAGUUUAGCUAACUUUUCUUUUGCAGAAACAAGAUGACUUCUCUUGAUAUUCGCCAUGAAUCUAAGAAGCAGGUUGAUGAAUUCUGCCAGACUCUCUCCAAGGAGGCAGAAGAACUGCUUUCCAAAUUUUUCCCGGAGAAGAUUGAGCAGCUGCAGAUGUUGCUGAAGACGUCUUUUAACUGUGACGACCUAGCGUCCUUGAAGGCCCCACUGGACAUCCCAAUACCAGAUCCAGCAAAAGAGGAGGAAAAACGGAAGAAGAAGGAGGAAAAAGAUGCAAAAGAGGGUAAAAAAGACAAGGACAGCGAUAAAGAGGAUGAAGAUGCAGGUCCUCCUUGCGGUCCCAUCUAUAGCAACGAGCGAGUUGAGAGCCUCCUGCAGGAGGUCAAGCCGGAGAUCCAGACGCUGAAGGAGAAGCUCAACACGGUAUCAAUGUGGGUGCAGCUCCAGAUCCCUAGAAUUGAGGACGGCAACAACUUUGGAGUAGCUGUACAGGAGAAAGUGUUCGAGCUGCUGACCAGCACACGCACCAAGAUUGAGGCAAUCCAGACUCAGAUUUCAAAAUAUUACAGUGAGAGAGGUGACGCUGUAGCCAAGGCCUCCAAACAACCCCACGUGGGCGACUACCGACAGUUGGUUCACGAGCUGGACCAAUACCAGUACUGCGAGCUGCGACUUCACAUCCUGGACAUCCGCAACACAUAUGCUGUGCUGUUUGACAUCAUUAACAAGAACUACGACAAGAUCAAGAGGCCCAGAGGAGAUGGGAAAGCUCUCAUCUACUGAGACUGGCUUUUACACAACAAGUGUAGCAUGACACUGUUAUAACAAUCCCCAAUCUCUUACAAGAAAAAAAAAGAAAGUUUUCAUUUUCUCCCUGUGCUAGCAUUUUGGUUUGGAUUACAAAAUAAAGCAACAUAAUCCCUCUUGAA
Molecule: messenger RNA, 1112 nt
Organism: Oryzias latipes (Japanese medaka)
Lineage: Eukaryota; Metazoa; Chordata; Actinopteri; Beloniformes; Adrianichthyidae
Gene: psme1
Product: proteasome activator subunit 1
Biological process (GO): positive regulation of endopeptidase activity; regulation of proteasomal protein catabolic process; regulation of G1/S transition of mitotic cell cycle
Cellular component (GO): nucleoplasm; cytoplasm; proteasome activator complex
Molecular function (GO): endopeptidase activator activity
Source: RefSeq, a predicted model, not a curated record